UUUGCUUUUGACUAAUAAAGAAACAUACUUUUCCACAAUUUUCUUGUCUUUUUAUCUUAUUUCCUUACUCGUCAGGGAUUCCCUGUAACGCGGCAAUCCUGACGAAAGACAUAUCAGAAACUUUGAUAGAAUCACAUAGCAGCAAUCUCUUAGCUGGAUUUUACCAGCUUCACUUUGAGAUUAGGUCAUUUACCCUUUUAAGGGUUUCUCUCCUACUUUCUUGAUUCUCUUCAUUCCCAAGACUCAAAACCUAGCAAACUUGGACAUUUGGAUUGAGUGUCUCUAGUCCGGGUCUCAUUUGGGUGGAUUCUUUCUGGUGAAAUCUUUCUUGUGAGAGUUUUGUAUUGGGAGAAAGAGAUAAUCAAAUGCCGGAGGAAGAUUUGGUAGAACUGAAAUUCCGGUUAUAUGACGGUUCAGAUGUUGGCCCGUUUCAGUACUCUCCAACCGCCACAGUGUCAAUGCUUAAGGAGAGAAUUGUCUCUGAAUGGCCUAAAGACAAGAAGAUUGUUCCAAAAUCAGCUAGUGACAUCAAGUUGAUAAAUGCUGGUAAGAUUUUGGAGAAUGGUAAAACUGUUGCACAGUGUAAAGCUCCAUUUGAUGAUCUCCCUAAAUCCGUCAUUACAAUGCAUGUUGUCGUGCAACUGUCUCCAACAAAAGCAAGACCAGAGAAAAAAAUCGAAAAGGAAGAAGCCCCACAGAGAAGCUUUUGCUCAUGUACCAUAAUGUGAGAACAACAACAAGUCCCAAGUCAAAAAAUCUGAAAGAGUUAAGUUUUGAUUCUCUGUGGUAUUUGCUAAAAGACCAUAUAAACAUAAACUACCGCUUCAUAUUCGACAUUUUCUUCACAAGUUCAAAGAAACCUUCAUCUAUGGCGUUAUAAAGCUAGUCUAUUAGAGUUGUUUCUCUUGAGCUGUGAUGGAAAAACUCUUGUUUGGAGCAUCCUUUAUAAAGAUAAGAGUUUUGUUACCGCGAACUAAUUCAAGUAUCUCUGUAACAUAUCUUGUAUGGUUUUGUCAAUCUUUAGUACAUUUUAGACCUGGUUUUUUUCUCUAUCAGGAUCCGCCCAAAACUGUAUCCAAACAUCUUUAUCCAGUCCAUUACCUACAGUGAAAACGAGUACUAAACGUUUGCAGUUUGGUUCUUGAGUGGCAAACACUUUGAUAUGUUACUAUAUGGUCCAUACCUUUCUCAUCAUUUUCCACUUCCACAAAGCCAAUGUUUUGGGGAUGUAGGUAGAUACAAACCUCCAAAAGAAACAGAGAGCAUGAGAUCUCAAUAAAUGUCCUUUCACCUAACUUAUCACUGUCUCCCACUUAAUUCUCUCAUUUAUAACCUUCACUUUCACUUAGUGUCUCUCCACUAUCUUGUCUUGUUUCGCCUUUAAUUCUAUUCCUCUCCUCUGGCUCUCAUUUAUAAUCUUCACUCCAAAUGCACCUUUC
Molecule: messenger RNA, 1439 nt
Organism: Arabidopsis thaliana (thale cress)
Lineage: Eukaryota; Viridiplantae; Streptophyta; Magnoliopsida; Brassicales; Brassicaceae
Gene: MUB4
Product: membrane-anchored ubiquitin-fold protein 4 precursor
Exons: 4
Coding region: 366-728 (120 amino acids)
Cellular component (GO): plasma membrane
Source: RefSeq, marked reviewed